This is a messenger RNA of Mus musculus (house mouse), 8544 nucleotides long. RefSeq names its product eukaryotic translation initiation factor 2D (gene Eif2d). Lineage: Eukaryota; Metazoa; Chordata; Mammalia; Rodentia; Muridae. Bases 959 to 1921 code for a protein of 320 amino acids. The record is from RefSeq and is a predicted model, not a curated record. Gene Ontology annotation, molecular function: RNA binding; translation initiation factor activity. Gene Ontology annotation, biological process: formation of translation preinitiation complex; IRES-dependent viral translational initiation; translational initiation. Gene Ontology annotation, cellular component: cytosol; cytoplasm. The transcript has 15 exons.
CCCCUCCCCACCUGGCGCUGCGUCAGUUCCGGGCCAGCAUCAGGGCUAGGGCCGGGUUCCUAGCAGGCUGUUUUUUGGCGCCGAGUCUCAGCAUGGCUGCCUCCAGGGUUGAGGGUCCGGGAGCCGCCACUCCUUCGUUUUGUUGACCGCCCCUGGCGUCUGUGCUCUUCUUGUCUUUCCUGAGCUACUCCAGCAGACAUGUUCGCUAAGGCCUUUCGGGUCAAGUCCAACACAGCCAUCAAGGGCUCGGACAGGAGAAAGCUCCGGGCCGAUGUGACAGCUGCUUUCCCUGCCCUGGGAACAGAUCAGAUCUCUGAAUUGAUACCUGGAAAGGAAGAGCUAAAUGUUGUGAAGUUGUAUGUUCACAAAGGGGAUUCGGUGACUGUGUACACGAGUGGUGGUAACCCCAUCCUAUUUGAACUGGAGAAAAAUUUGUAUCCAACAGUGUACACACUGUGGGCCUAUCCGGAUAUUCUACCAACUUUUAUAACAUGGCCUCUGGUAUUGGAAAAACUGGUCGGGGGAGCAGAUUUGAUGCUGCCAGGGGUAGUGGUGCCCCCUACUGGUCUUCCUCAAGUACAGCAAGGCGACCUCUGUGCCAUUGCCUUGGUGGGGAACAGAGCGCCCGUUGCAAUUGGAGUGGCCGCCAUGUCCACAGCUCAGAUGCUGGCUUCAGGCCUGAAGGGAAAAGGUGUCUCUGUGCUCCACACUUAUCAGGACCACUUGUGAUUUUUCCAGGAGAUCUGGAGACAAGUCCUCUCCACCUGCCAUUGCCCCACUGGACCCCACAGAUAGCUGCGAAGAGAAGGUGCACCUUGGUCUGCAGGGAAACCUGAAGAGCCUGACCCUGGACGGAGAGGAGGAGAACGGGCAGGUUCCUCUCCGAGAAGCCUCUGAGGACACCAGCUCCAGGGCCCCGAGCCAGGAUUCCUUGGACGGCAAGCCCCUUCAGGAACAAAUGGACGAUCUGUUACUGCGGUGCUUCCUUCAUGCCCUGAAGAGUCGAGUCAAGAAAGCUGACCUCCCGUUGCUCACCAGCACUCUCCUUGGCAGUCACAUGUUCUCCUGCUGUCCUGAAGGACAGCAACUGGAUAUAAAGAAGUCAAGCUAUAAAAAGCUCUCUAAGUUCCUGCAGCACAUGCAGCAGGAGCAGAUUGUCCAGGUCAAGGAGCUGAGCAAAGGGGUGGAGAGCAUUGUGGCUGUGGACUGGAGGCACCCGAGGAUCACGUCUUUCGUCAUCCCCGAGCCUUCCCUGACUUCCCAGACUGUCCAGGAAGUUAGCAGGGAACAGCCCUAUCUCCCUCCAGAUAUAAAAUCCCUCUACUGUGUCCCAGCCAACAUGACCCAGCUCUUCCUGGAGUCUGGCCACAAGAAGGGGAGCACCCUUGAGGGCAGUGAGGUCCGAAAGAUCAUCACGGACUAUGCCAAGAGAAACAGACUGGUGGAUGCAGACAACAGAAAUCUGGUGAAGUUGGAUCCUAUCUUAUGUGACUGCAUCUUAGAGAAAAAUGAGCAGCACUUGGUCACGAAGCUCCCAUGGGACUGUCUCCUGACCAGGUGUUUGAAAAAUAUGCAGCCUGCCUACCAAGUAACAUUUCCUGGCCAGGAACCCAUUCUAAAGAAAGGGAAACUCUGUCCAAUUGAUAUCACCCUUGCACUGAAGACCUAUAAUAAAAAGGUGACUGUGGUCCGGAACUUGGAGACCUAUGGUCUAGAUCCGUGCUCAGUGGCCGCCAUUCUCCAGCAGCGAUGUCAGGCAAGCACCAUCGUCUCUCCUGCCCCUGGGGCCAAAGACAGUCUGCAGGUGCAGGUCCAGGGAAACCAGAUCCACCACCUUGGCCAGCUACUGCUUGAAGAGUAUCGGCUCCCUGGAAAAUACAUCCAAGGCCUAGAAAAGGCCCCCAAACCUGGCAAGAAGUGACAGACUCAUUUUAUGCAGUGGACCCCAUGGGAACCCAGGUUCUGAGCUGGUAACUGAUACGAGCAGUUUUGGCUUUUGCAAAUAAAAACUGUAAUUCUUUACUGAAAGCUUUUAUUUCUAAUCUAAAUCGGAAUCGCUCUUCUGUUUUCCUUAGUGAAAAUGUCCUGUGGUUUCUGUGAUUUAGUUGGUGCAGUAUGAUAGGAGCAGGGCAGCCCAUCCAGAGUGCGGCAGGCAGAGUGCUCCUGCUUACUGCUCCUACAACCCAAUUAACCUCCUAGGCCCUGCCCUGUUGUUCCUUCCUGCCUGUGUAGGGUUUGUCCCCUGGAAAACAGCCUGGCUAUUUCUCUGCUGUCACUCACAGCAACAAAAUGAAUUAACUCUAAGCUGCAGCAGAUUUUAAGCCAGUAGACAUAAGAGCAACAAAAACACAGAACAUGGGUUUCUAUGUGACCUUUGUUCUUCCCCAGUUGUAUACAGCACGCUGCCACCAAUGGCUAGUUUGUGGUGUGAUGCCAAGAUGGUUGGUAGCUUUGCUGUCGUUGAAGGCUUAGAUGAAAAAUGUCUCCCUUAGCCCCAGCGUCUUAAGCUUGGGUUCCUGGACAGGCUCUUCAGUCAGUCUGCAGAGGACUCAGGAACUUCCUAAAAUAACUGCACAAGGAAGGACCAUGUGUUCUUCUGAUCACAAACGAGUCAGCGGACGCCAGCAGUGUUUAAAGCCAUCCCUCAUUCUGCUUUGGUCUGUGCAGGUCAUUUCUCUGUCUAGGGCUCUUGGUGGAGACAGUAGUAAGAGCUGUGCAAUUAUAUAUACCUAUCUUUUUAAACACUGAGAUAAAAGAGGCUUGUUCAUCUACUGUCUACCAAAUAACCCAUUUUAGACCUGGAAAGAAAGGAAGGAAGCAAGAGAAGAAGGAAGGAAAAGAAAGAAGUGUUCUUGCUCUGAAAUCAAGAACAGUCCUUUUCACUGAGAAGUGAACGCCUUAAUCUCACGAAUUCUGUCUACGUGGACAUGCACAUGUGGAACGUGUAAGUGCCCUGCAGGAGCUCACUCUAGCAGGACCCUGCUACAGCCAGGCCUUUGCACAGGGCAUCUGCGCCUGAGGAGCAGCGAGGGAGCAGGAAUGACAGGUGUCCCUUGUCAAGCACUGUGCUGCCCUCUCCCGUCUCACUGCCCUCUCCUGUUUUGCGUGCUCUUGGAGGGGCCGUGCUGUGUAAGUUCUGCUCCCUGCUUGAGAUGCAAAAUCUGUGAAGGGCUUGCUCUUCACUGUGGUUCAGUGGCCCUCUGCUGUGCCUGUGUCUGUCCAGGCUCGUGCUGGGCAGUUUCUACAUCAGCACUGAAUCACCUUCCUCUCCCCGCUGUGAGUGGCCUGGAGAUGUGUAAGAGGGUGAAGCAGAGUCAGACUGGAAGGAGUUCUCUUUGUAUUUAUUAGCCAUUUUUGUUUUCUUUUUUGAGAAACCUCGUUAGUUCCUUACCCCCCCCCCUUUUUUUUCUUUUUUUCUGAGACAGGGUUUCUCUGUGUAGCCCUGGCUGUCCUGGAACUCACUCUGUUUGUAGACCAGGCUGGCCUCGAACUCAGAAAUCCACCUGCCUCUGCCUCCUGAGUGCUGUGAUUAAAGGCGUGCGCCACCACACCCGGCACCUUAGCCCAGUUUUUAAAAAUGGGUUUUUUUUUUUAACUUUCUGGUUUUUGAUUUUUUUAUUCUGGAUUUUACUUCUCUAUUCAAUGUGUAGCUUGCCAGGGGAUUGGGCAAAGAUUCUGUCGGCUUCCUCUUCACUUGAUUUCCUUAGCUGGUUGCCUUAGUUUCUUAUGCAGGAAGUCCUUUCUCUGUACCUGUAUCUGCAGGAGCCAGCCUAUGUUUCUUCCAGCAGUUUCAGGUUUCACAUUUUCUACUUGGUAUUAGUUUUUGUGUAAGAAGAUGGAGCCAAGAUGAUAGGCACUAAGUCUGGGCAGGUGGGCCAAAGCCUGGUGGGUGGGUGGAGGCUGUAUGUCAGGAAUGACCAAGCUGGGCUGGUUCAGUGGAUGUGGGACUGGGGUAGAUCUGGGGAUUGGGCAUGAUGCAUGUAGUAGGGGGCCAGGCAGAUCCCCCUGGCUGACCCUAGUACAAGAUGUGCAGGACCAGGCUAGGCAGAAGUUGGAUGUGGGCUAAUCCUUUAAAAAGUUACGGUCUAAGCCAGAUACCUUUAUAAUGGUAGCUACCUUUAAUCUCACCACAUGGGAGGCAGAGGCAGGUAAAUUUCUGAUGUGAGGGCAGCUUGGUCUACAUAGUAAGUGUUGGGACAGCUAGGGCUAUACCAAACACACACACACACACACACACACACACACACACACACUGUGUAUAUACACAUGGUGCACAUUUGCCAUAGCAUGCAUGAAGAGGUCAGCAGAAAACCUGUGGGAGCGAGCUCUCUCCUUUCACUGUAUAGUCCCAAGAGAUCAAACUCAGAUCCACAGGCGUGGCAGUGAGCACCUUUUACCCACUGAGCUCCCUCACCCGCCCUGUGAUUGACUAAUUUUAAGGAUGCCUGGUGAAGAGAGGCAGAACUGAGUAAGUUGGAGAGCCCAUGCAUGCGUGAUACAUGAGCAGCACUGGAAGGUAGGUGGUGAUUUCCCUAGUUAACUUUAUGUGGCUGUUUCUUGAAUUUAAAAGAUUUCCGUGCUGGAAAUCAGCGGGGCCAAAAUGCAGGCUGCUUUCGGACCAGUCCAGCCCUCUGCAGUUGAAGUCAUCAGUGACCCACACUCACAUCAUCAUUGUAGAUAAUUCCAAGGACAAGUGCUGCUUACCUCUGUAUCUAGAAAGCUGUAAGUCCCCUCCCCGUCCAGCACCGCAGAGAUGGAGAAGAGGCAGCCAGAAGCAGUACCCUCUACUGUGUGGACAAUUUUCUCAAAAGCGUUUGAAUGGUAGCCUUCAUUCUCUAGCUUACUGGAGAAGAAAGCUUGGCUCUGUCUAGAAAUGUACCUGCAGUUGCCUCAGUCUUCCUCUCUCCAGCCCACUUUCCAGAAGAUGUUGACGUUCAGCAAGGACGAUUCCAUCGUGACUUGUUUUUACAGUAAGCUUUUAUUACUCAUUAAAAAACAUAGAAAGACAUUUAGAAAGAAAAUAUCCUGAAAAGAACACAUACAGAGCAAUAAUACAACCAUAGAAGGCACUACCAGCAGUUAGACUCCUCUGAGACGUCAGGAACUCCAUGCUUUCCAGAGGCUCAACCCUCAGUACAGGUCCUGGGUCUAACUGUGCUUUAAAGUCUGAAUCUUACCAUCAUUUUCUGAAUAAACGCCUUUCUGUAUAUAUAGCUAUAUGCCUCUAUGUGUAUAUACAUAUAUAUAUAAUACAUGAAUUUUUUUUUCUUGUCAAAAAUAAAAAGCCAUCCAUGGGGGGACGUUCUCAGCAGCAUUCACAGUGUUUGCAGCAGGAGCCAUGCCUUCUCCUAACGCUACAGACAUGCAGGAUGAAGGGAAUGACUUUCCACGUGCCCCUGUAGUACACAGCAGGACGGGGGCUUCUUAAGGGAGAGAGGUGUAAGGCUGGGCAUGAGACCUCAGGCAGCCAAGGGGCUGAUGGCGUGCACAACCUCAGAGUCGCUAGCUCAUGUUGCUUUUUGCAGCUCUGCAAACGAUGCACAGUUUGAAUGACAAGGAUUUGGCGUUCUUCUGGGACGGGAGCAGUGUGGCUUCAGCCUGGGCUGGUAGGGAACUUUUUAGGCUACACGGAGAAGCUUGGGCUUAAAACAACCCGAGGAAAGGGUAUGGAAAGGCAAGCACAACAUGAAAGUGGUCUCCUCUGGAGGCUCAAUUGAAACACUGGCCCUCUUUUAAAGGGACAAGUUUUUCUCCAUCUGUAUUGAGUGUCUUUGCAGUCCUGGCUACUCUGGCUGAUUGGUUUUAAGUCUGAACUACUCAAGAGUUGGAGUCAUAAUCUGAUGCUGUCAAUGCAGUCUAGUAACCUCGCAUCUUCAAAGUCAAAGCCUGACCGGGAAGCUUGAUGGGAAAGAGGCUGAUCAUCAAUCACCCUGUGCUCUGAGGCUGUGUCCUUGGCUCUAUAGCACCAUUGUCCACUUCCUGCCAGGGGCAAGCCAGCAGAGAGCUUCAAGCAAAGUGCCCCACUCUUUUCUCUGCAAACAAAAAGGCACUGAAGUCACCAGGGAAGUCAGGCCCACGGGUCUGCUCAGUGCUGUGCUGCGAGCAGACCAUGCUUCCCACCAGAAAGGACUCCAAGUUGGAGGACUUUACCACUGUAAUCAAAGCUACUACUCAGGCAACAGCUGGAGACCCUAAAGCCAGAGGUGGAGGUGGAACUGAAGGCCAAGGAGAUUCAGGCCCCCCACCCCCUGCAGGCGUAGGCCACAGACAGCUUGGAUGUGCUUCUCUGUAAUACUUUCUGGCAGCUCAGCAAGAAACUAAAAUUGAUAAGUGGCUGGUUUCUCUUUGGUAGAAACCCAUAAGGAGGACAGCAUUAAAUUCAAAUGUUAACAUAUCAAACAUUGGACAGAGACAUGCUGAAAUACCACACAGAUGUGCAUAUAUGUCUUUGGGUUUGCAUGCACACAGCCUGCUGGGUAAUAAGAGACGGCCUGGUCAGGCUGUAGCCUCUUGAAAUCUCAGGCUGACCCUGAGUGUCUAGUACUAGAGAAGAAGAGGCACCUUGGGGCAAGGACAGUCCUUUCAUGAGCAUUUUCCUGCUUUCAAGGACUUAGCUAGAAUGAAUAUGCCACAUUUGAUCCUUAAAUAUACUAUACGUGGCCAAAAAAAACCAACCAAACAAACCAAAAGAGGAACUGAAGAGUAAAUCCAGAGAAAGAACACACAGGCUCUGAAACCUUUCUUUCCUUUUGCCGGCUGGUGAUUGAUUGGAGUUUGGUGACCAGAGAGGCAACUAUUUGGUUUCUGAGAGGCCAGCAGACUGAGCAGGGAAACACUGGUCAUUCCACAGGAGUUCUGAUCCCAGGCGGAAGCUCUCCAGAGCCAUGGUGUGGUGGGUUAGCAGGAAUCGAACCCUGCAUAGACACUGCGUGGAAGAGACUUUGUGCCACAUCUGUUAACUGCUGGGCAGGCACUGGUGGAACCACCAGAGGUGUCUUAACAGUAACUCUUUGUUGCAAAAUAAUUAACAAUAAAAUAAAUUGGAGGGCACUGAGAGGACAGGAAGUCGGCUGGUUACCCCGGCUUCCCUUGGGACUCUCGUAAUGCCUCUUCCAGUUUCUGACGGAAUUUGUUGUACUUCUUUUGCAGUUGAUGGAUCUUGUCCUGCUCCUCUUUUUCCAGGAUAGUUAAAAAGUUCUGGAGUUCAGGAAUGGAAAAGGCAUCCCACUAUGAGAGGAGGAGGAGAAAACAAGUGAAAAUGGUUAGAAGUUGACAUGUCUCAGGGCUCUGCUGUUGCUCCACAGUGAGCCAGCCAAGUACACUUUUCAGCUGAAGGGGCGGGUAUCACGAAUGACAUUUGUGUACCGUACACAAUGGUCACAUCAGCCACAAAUGGUCAUGUCCCGGAAUCUCCUGGAGUUCCCAGCCUAUACACCUGUGCUUAUAGAAGAGCAGCUGCAACUGAGGAUACACCUGUGCUUAUAGAAGAGCAGCAGCAGCUGAGGAUACACCUAUGCUUAUAGAAGAGCAGCUGCAGCUGAGGAUACACCUGUGCUUAUAGAAGAGCAGCCGCAGCUGAGGAUACACCUGUGCUUAUAGAAGAGCAGCAGCAGCUGAGGAUACACCUGUGCUUAUAGAAGAGCAGCCGCAGCUGAGGAUACACCUGUGCUUAUAGAAGAGCAGCUGCAGCUGAGGAUACACCUGUGCUUAUAGAAGAGCAGCAGCAGCUGAGGAUACACCUGUGCUUAUAGAAGAGCAGCCGCAGCUGAGGAUACACCUGUGCUUAUAGAAGAGCAGCCGCAGCUGAGGAUACACCUGUGCUUAUAGAAGAGCAGCAGCAGCUGAGGAUACACCUGUGCUUAUAGAAGAGCAGCCGCAGCUGAGGAUACACCUGUGCUUAUAGAAGAGCAGCCGCAGCUGAGGAUACACCUGUGCUUAUAGAAGAGCAGCCGCAGCUGAGGAUACACCUGUGCUUAUAGAAGAGCAGCAGCAGCUGAGGAUACACCUGUGCUUAUAGAAGAGCAGCCGCAGCUGAGGAUACACCUGUGUUUAUAGAAGAGCAGCUGCAGCUGAGGUCUUCACUUUGGGGCUGGACGUGCUCCCCAGAGGCAGGUGGAGGACACCUCUCAUGAGCUGUGUGACGUCAGGUUUCAAGCUCCACCCUGCUGCCCACCUUCUCAUGAACCAGUAUACCGAGCAUACUCUGCACACCUCUCAGUUGGCUCUAGCUGGUCAGGCUGAAGCCUCCGCUGGGAGAAAGGACUGAGACUCCAAGCUCCUUGAGCACAAGGGAGGAUUUCACGGUGGGCCUGGUCUAAUCCCCACACUAGAUAAUAAGAACCUAUGGUCCACAGAGAGAGAGAGAGUGGGGGAAGCAGUUCUGGAGCUGGCACAGCAGAGUGCAGACGACAGCUGCUCCAACUCUCCCAGCCCCAGGCCUGCGGCCCGCAGAGAGCACAGCCUUCAGUGCACCCUUCACUAACACGCCUUUGUAGACUCGAGACCACCCUGAGCUGUCCUGGUUGAAAUGAAUGUAGAGCCCUA